AUGAAAGAUAUUUGUCAAGAUGAAAAAUAUGUUACUAAAAAUUCAAAUCGUAGUGAUAUACUCAAAAUUUUAAUGUUUAUUUAUACAAUAACAUCAUUUCUUUAUACAUUUGCUUAUUGUUCAUUACAAACAGCAAUACAUCAAGAAUGUAGUAAACCAUUAUUUGAUUUGUUAACAACAACUCAUCAAAAAUUUGAAAAUAUACUGUAUACAAAAAUUUUACGUAUUAAACAAAUGUUUGUUGAUUUUUUUGAUAAAAGACAACGAUUAAUUGGUAUUAUAAGACAAAUAU
This is a messenger RNA of Rotaria sp. Silwood2, 292 nucleotides long. The record is from the annotation of a GenBank genome assembly. NCBI's taxonomy places the organism in Eukaryota, Metazoa, Rotifera, Eurotatoria, Philodinida, Philodinidae.